Molecule: messenger RNA, 3936 nt
Organism: Emericellopsis cladophorae
Lineage: Eukaryota; Fungi; Ascomycota; Sordariomycetes; Hypocreales; Bionectriaceae
Product: Transcription initiation factor TFIID subunit-like protein
Exons: 5
Coding region: 1-3936 (1311 amino acids)
Biological process (GO): transcription initiation at RNA polymerase II promoter
Cellular component (GO): transcription factor TFIID complex
Molecular function (GO): transcription cis-regulatory region binding; RNA polymerase II general transcription initiation factor activity; chromatin binding
Source: RefSeq, a predicted model, not a curated record
AUGGCUUCUCAUGCCCUCUUCGACGAGGAUAGCGACCUGCCGCCCGUGGAAGAGCUACCGACGCAAGCGUACUUCAUCAUCAAGCAAGAUGUAACGCUGGACAUCAACUUCCGUGAGAAGCGCAUCGACGGUACGACUGACAUCAUCCUCGUCGUAUUUGACGAUAAGCUCGAACAUGUCGACCUGGAUGCAGCACAAUGCGAUAUCGAUACGAAACAUAUCACCGUCGCAGAGCUACGAGAAGCUCAUGGCAGCAUCGUGGAGGGUCCCAAGCGUCGCACGGGGGCUGAAUACAAUGACCCAUAUGACGCGCUGCGGCCGCCUGAGAACUACAAUUGGACUGCGGAGCAUCAUGAUUUGCGGCGUAUACGUGCAAGGCGUCUUUUCCAAAAUCGAGCCACCGACGUACCCGCUGAAGAUAGAGAAUUCAAAGGUUGCACGCCGGCAUACGGAUCGCUCAAGGGGAAGGUCAUCGACACCGAUGCAAAGGCUGACCUGUCGGAAGAGGACAAACUCCGGGAUAUGACGGUGGUCUGUUCAGGCUUCCUUGUAGAGGAGUCGACGGAUCCCAAGGACGAGCGUAAACGACUCAUGACAUUUGAACCGGAAAAGAAGACGUCAGUCCAGAAGCUCGGGUUCGCGGUCGGUCCUUUUGAGCACGUCGAUGUGUCAUCAGAGUUCCGAUCCGAGGAAGACGAAAUCAAGCUCGGUAUCAGCGCCCUUCGUGUUCACGCUUAUUGCUUGCCUAGGCGGGCGGAGUGGGUUCGCAACACUUGCAUCGCCAUGACGAUGGCCGCAGAUCAUUUCAGCUGGUCAUUCGCCAAGUACCCUUUCGGGAAUUUCAAGCUCAUCUUCCUGGAAGACAUGGUGGAAGAUACAGUAGCACUGCAUUCUAUGGCCUUUGCCAGCAACCGCCUGCUUUACCCCGAAGAUAUUAUCGACACGGAAUUCGACACGACUCGAAAACUGGUGUACACACUCGCUUAUCAAUGGACGGGGAUCAAUAUGAUACCCAAUACGCGAAACGACAUCUGGAUCAGUAUUGGGAUGGCACACUUCAUGACGGAGCUCUUCAUGAAGAGGCUGUGUGGCAACAACGAGCACCGUUUCAGGAUGAAGACAAUGUCUGAUCAUCUGGUGGAGAUUGAUAUCGAAAGACCGUCACUGUACGACCUCGGGUCGAGCCUCCAUCUGGGCGAAUCUGAAAUUGAGUUUAUGCAUUUGAAGUCGUCUCUGGUCUUCUUCAUUCUCGAUAAACGUCUUAACAAGGCGUCAAGCGGGCACAACCUCAUGCGGAUCCUCGCGAAACUCUUGACAAAGGUUCAGAUUGAGAGUAGCGACAAGGCGUCGAUUCUGAAGACGCCCGACUUUCGCACCAGGUGCGAGAAGGCGGCCAAAUGUAGUCUCGAGACCUUUUGGGAUCAGUGGAUAUACGCCAGCGGUGCACCCCGAUUCGACGUCAAGGCACGGUUUAACAAGAAGAGACUCUGUGUGGAGCUGACACUGAAUCAAAUCCAGCAUCAAAUUGUCAAGAAGCCCGAGCUGCAAAAGGCCGACUUUAUGCGCUUGAUCAAGGAGCGACGAAAUCAAACACCACUGGGAGAGGUCCAACCUGUCUUCUCCGGGUCAAUGACAAUUCGUAUCCACGAGGCGGACGGUACACCCUAUGAGCAUAUCAUCGAGAUCAAAGAAGAUGCAGCUCGGGCGACAAAGUUCGAGAUUCCAUACAACACAAAGUACAAGCGCCUCAAGCGCACGCGGCGCAUGAAAGAGAAGCUCACUGGCGCCGCGGCGAAUGCAGACGCACAAGGCGAGACGGAGCAGGAUGCCUUGACGGUGUCGUUGGGUGACGGUCUGUCAACCCCAGAAGAGCAAGCCAAGUGGGAAAUCAUCGACUGGGAUCCGGAAACGGAGCGGAAGAUGGACCAGGAGUCGUACGAGUGGAUACGCAUAGAUGCGGACUUUGAGUGGGUUGCGGCUAUGAAACACACGCUCGAGCCUUACAUGUACGUCUCACAACUCCAGCAGGACAGGGACGUGGUAGCGCAGCAGGAUGCCAUCUUGUAUCUGGCGACCGGUCCGCUGCACCCUAUUGCGUCUGGAUUCUUGGUGAAGACCAUUAUGGACAGGCGUUACUUCCACGGCAUCCGGACCAUGGCUGCUGCGGCGCUGACGCGCCAGUCCAACAUCAAGGACCUGCCAAUGUUGGGCUUGCGACAGCUGAUACUGGCGUACCGCGACAUGUUCUGCUACGAGAACUCUAAUCAGCCUCGCCCGAACGACUUCUCCGACAAGCAGCAGUAUAAGGUCCGAUGCGCCAUCGUCCAAGCCAUUGCGGAGGUUAGGGAUGCGAACACACACCGGUGUCCGCUGGAUGCGCGCCAAUUUGUGCUUGACCAGUUGCUGUACAACAACAAUGAGAAGAAUCCAAUCUCGGAUCACCAUUGGAUCGCUCUGUUGGUGAAGACCUUGGCGACAUCCAUGAUUCCGUCGAAGAAGGAUGAGUGGGUCGAGCGCCAACGCAAACUCAAGGACGAUGCGGAAGACGGUUUCUUGGAGAAAGCCAUUGAACAGAUUGAGCGUGUGCUCAGGCGAGAUGAGUGGACAUACUCCUACCACAAUAUCUGGACAAUUGCGGGUUUGGACGCGAAGCAGCGGCUGAUGAAGGCUGAGGUGAUUCCCAAGAAUUUACUCGACUUUGCACAUCUGCUUGUCUUGGUGUUGACAACCGAUCGGUCGCCCCAUGUUCGGAGCAAACUCAUUGAAGCCCUCGUCCAGGGGCUCGCUGCAAUUGCUCUUGGCGAGCACGCAAAGCCCGUCGAAAAAGAAGAGUCUUCCAUGGACCUGGACGAUCCGCUGUUGGUCGUGCAGGACAGUGAGAAGGAGAUUGAGGCGCGCCAAGAGAUGUUUGCUCGCAGACAGAACCUGGACUCGGCGCUCACUGCGCUGCGCAAGGAAAUGGACGAAACAUAUGCCAACGACCAGCGUCAUUACCGCACCGCCUUGCGCAAGGCUUUGGAUCACCAAGGCCUGACGCGCACGGAGAUUGAGAGUCUGCUGGACGUGGCGGCUAUGAUGCUUGAGGAGGCUAGUACUUGGAUUUUGACGCUCCAGUUGCCCAAGGCAUGGAAAGCGGAGAGGUCGGCGCAGGCAACACAUGACCGAGACGGAGCCGAAACAAUCAAAGCCAGCCUUACUGCCACCACCACCUCUCCCAGCCGUGGAAACACCCGCGCCAGCUCCAUUGGCACGAGCGCCCCUCCCCCACCGCCAAAGCCAGCGAGCUUCAGUGCGCCCAAAGAAGUCUUAGCGCCGGCCAAACCAGUCAAGCUACCAACUGGCUCUGCGCCCAAGCGACCAUUUGAUGAUUCCGACGAUGACGAGCCCAUGGCUGCGAAGCGUACCAAGACUAGCACACCUCAACCCAUCAUCCCGUCCGCUCCUGGGCGCAAGCGCAAAAUGAUUACCUUGAAGACGAAGAAUCCCGGGCGUCUGGCAGUGAUUUUGGGACAGAAACCGUCGGCCCCUAGAAGGACUUCGCUGCCAGGCAUGGCACCUAAGAAGGAAAAGGAACCCACCCCUGAAGGCGUUAGUGCGGGGAUCCCACCAAAACACAAUCGAAAGCCCCUACCCAUAGGAGGAGUAACUGGCGAUUCUGCGAGGAAACCUCUACCCGGCUCUGGGGAUCCUGUUCGCAAGCCCUUGCCUGCAGGCGGGGCGUCGAUGUCACCGCCUCCACCACCACCGGAGAAGAAGUCUAUGAAAAUCAACACCAACACAGCACGCGCAUCACCCAAACCUUUGUCCAAUGGUACGUCGGGGAGCCCAGCGCCAGCCACGCCUCUGAGCGCAAGUGGUCGUCCCAAGAUCAAGAUUGUACGGAAGUCGACCAAUCCAGCAAACGGCGGAUCGUCUCAGUCACCGCCUGCGCCUUAG